This is a messenger RNA of Hemicordylus capensis (graceful crag lizard), 1986 nucleotides long. RefSeq names its product SPARC-related modular calcium-binding protein 1-like. The transcript is spliced from 12 exons. Gene Ontology annotation, biological process: extracellular matrix organization. NCBI's taxonomy places the organism in Eukaryota, Metazoa, Chordata, Lepidosauria, Squamata, Cordylidae. Gene Ontology annotation, molecular function: heparin binding; calcium ion binding; extracellular matrix binding. Gene Ontology annotation, cellular component: basement membrane. The record is from RefSeq and is a predicted model, not a curated record. Bases 175 to 1467 code for a protein of 430 amino acids.
CCACCUUCGGGGAAAGAGCAACGCCGCGCCGAGAAGGGAGGCGGUGAGCGGGGGGAUCGCCUUGCUUUAUAAGCCCACGUGCAGCCCAGCUGUGGCCACUGGUCGCCUCUCCCAGGGACCUCCUCCACCUCCUGCUGGGGAAGUGGCCGCCCCUGAGUCGCCUUCUCCUCCACCAUGACCUCUUUGCUGUGCCUGAUCCUCGUUUUCCCAGACCUGGCCGCGCCUUUUCGAUGGGACGCGUCUCCGUUCAUCAUAUCGGAGAGCGACCGGGUGGAGCCGCUCUGCCCCAUCCUGGAGUGUCCCCACGAGCUGCGCAGCCGCCCCAUCUGUGCCUCCGACGGGAAGCUCUACAAAUCGCCCUGCACCUUCCAGCGCGCGCGAUGCCGUGAGCCUUCCCUCGAAGUGUGGCCACGUUUCCGCUGCGGUGGAGGCACCCAGCGAGAGCCCAACAAUACCAACCUCACCCGCUGCCAGGAGGACCGAGCGGCUGCCCUCUCACAGUCCUGGCGUCAGGCCCAUGCCACUUAUGUCCCAGAAUGCAGUGAAGAUGGCACCUUUCUGCAGGUUCAGUGCCAUAAGCAAACUGGCUACUGCUGGUGCUCCACACCCGAAGGCAAGCCAAUCAGCGGAACAUCCAUACUCAACAAAACUCCAAAUUGUACAGGGUCCUACACAGUGAGAACUUCAUGGCAAGAUCCCAACUCCUCUCGGAGAGAAGAAGGCGUCAAGCCCUGGCCAACCCAGCCAAGCCCCCUGCCCCAAAAGCAGGAAGAGGGGACCUCCCUGCCGUUCCUCAUCCCCAUCAUUAUCCCGGAUUUCAAGCCCAACCGCACCGUGAAGCAAGCUCAAGAGUACCCACCAUCGUGCGAGCAGGAGCGGCGCGAAGCGAUUGCCGAGGCCCGCCAGCACCAACAGGAAGGCACCUUCAUCCCGGAAUGCGAGGGCGACGGCACCUACAAAGCGGUGCAAUGCCACCAGGCCACGGGGUACUGCUGGUGUGUGCGGGUGGACACCGGACGGCCCAUUCCAGGCACUUCCACACGGAACUUCCCCCCAGACUGUGAAGCCGACGCGGUAGCCAAAAGCGCAGAAAUUGGCUCCCUUUUCCGGGAUCGGACACUGCCAGGUUGUCCAGGCUCAAAGAAGGCAGAGUUCCUCUCCAACCUGAUCAAAGCCUUAGCUUCCGACAUGCUGCAGUCAAGGAUGAUGCCCAUUCCAUACCGAAGGUUUUCGGACAGCAUGGUGGGCCCCAGCCUGGAGGAGCGAGCCGUACGCUGGCAAUUUGUGCGGCUGGACAAAGACUUCAGCAACAGCAUCAGCGAGCGGGAGCUACGGCCCCUCAAGCUCUACAUGAAGAAGAACACCCGGCCCAAACGUUGCAUCCGCAAGUUCCUGGAUUAUUGCGACCUCAACGACAACAAGCUCAUCUCCUUACACGAGCUCAAAGGCUGCUUGGGGCUGAGUUAACGCCGUGGAUCCCCCUGGAAAAAGGAAUGGAGCUUCCCCCUCCAGAACCCAAGGGGGCGCUCUCUCUUUCUGAGCACUGCAUUCCCACCUUUGAUUGCAGACUCUUUGCACUUUAAAGAGACGGACUGGACUUUCUGGCCAGAAGGUUGAUGGUGGUAUGGAACAUGGUGAUUAACCUGGAGGGAGGGGAGUGGAACAUAUGGGGCCUGCCCAUCAACCUUCAGUUUUUCCUUUCUUUUCUUGUUUUGCUUUUUUUUUUUAAAUGUAGAUAAGAAAAGCCUGCAGCAACCAGUUAACAUCAUAGAUAUUUUGUAACAUAAAAUAAUAUUUUAAUCUUUGCUAUAUUUUAACUGUGUCAUUUUUAAGGGAGAAAAAUUAAGAAUGUAGGGGGCUUGUUAGAGGGCACAGUAUUUCAAAAGAAGUGGUACCAAUCAUUUAAGUGUCGCUGCAUAAAGAUAAGUUGGAUUUCAAACAAAUUGUAGUCUGUAUUGUAAAUCAAUAAAUUAUAAAUAUACAAGG